Penicillium odoratum is the source of this 1173-nucleotide messenger RNA. Its product is annotated as TauD/TfdA dioxygenase family protein. The record is from RefSeq and is a predicted model, not a curated record. The transcript has 3 exons. Gene Ontology annotation, molecular function: 2-oxoglutarate-dependent dioxygenase activity. Gene Ontology annotation, cellular component: cytoplasm. NCBI's taxonomy places the organism in Eukaryota, Fungi, Ascomycota, Eurotiomycetes, Eurotiales, Aspergillaceae. Bases 1 to 1173 code for a protein of 390 amino acids.
AUGGCUCCUGUCCCCAUCGAUCCUCGCAUUGUAGACGUUGCACCACCGAGAAAAGAUACCCUCGGUCUACCGGCACCUGCUAGAGAGCGAUUGGAGAAGUCCGGGGUUGAUCUCAGCAACGGAUACCCAUAUCGACCUUCGCGUCCUCUUUAUUUGGAUGAUGUUUACAACGUGCGAAACUAUGACCGCGAGCAUGUAGACCCUGGAAGCCGCGCCGAUCCCGAAAAGAAGGCUCUUCUGUCUGCAGCCAAAGAAGUGAUUCAUCUCACGAGAAAUAUCGGCACGGAACUUGUCGGCCUACAGCUAAAGGACCUUACGGACCAACAGAAGGAUGAGCUGGGACUGCUCAUUGCCGAGCGCAGUGUUGUUUUCCUUCGAGAUCAAGACAUCUCACCACAGCAACAGAAAGAACUGGGUGAACAUUUCGGGGAAAUUGAAAUCCACCCACAAGUACCUCAGGUCCCGGGCAUCCCCGGCGUAUCCGUGAUUUGGCCCGCACUGCAGGCCACCGAGAGACCAGCUAGCUUCCGUCGACCAGGCGGUUCAUCCCAAUGGCACACCGACUUGGUACACGAAAGACAGCCAGCUGGGGUAACUCACCUUCACAAUGACACUGUUCCAACCGUAGGGGGAGAUACACUCUGGGCAAGCGGAUACGCUGCAUACGAGAAGCUCUCGCCCGAGUUUCGCAAGUUCAUUGAUGGCAAGACUGCCAUCUAUCGAUCUGCUCAUCCGUACCUUGAGCGCAGCAGCCCCGAAGCAGGGCCCAAGUACGUAGAGCGUGAGCAUCCCUUGGUCCGUGUUCAUCCAGCGACGGGAUGGAAGGCGCUUUGGGUCAACAGGGCGAUGACCGACCGAAUUGUCGGACUAGACAAGGCCGAGAGUGAUGUUAUUUUGAGAUAUCUGAAUGAUGUCUUCGAGAAGAACCAGGAUAUCCAGGUUCGGUUCAAGUGGACUCCACGAACAAGCGCUCUCUGGGAUAAUCGAAUCACCAUCCACAGCGCGAGUUGGGACUAUGAGGGUUCGGAGCCUCGUCAUGGCACUCGGGUUACCUCCUUAGCAGAAAAGCCAUUUUUCGAUAGCAAUGCCCCCACUCGGAGAGAGGCGUUGGGUCUAUUGGGACCCGAGGAGAUCGCGGAGCUGGCGAGCCUGAAGAAAUUAGAGCUCCGGUGA